CCCCGACCCCCUUUUCACAGGGGCCCUUGGAGCGGCCCUGCAGGCAGAAAUUCAGCAGGUGAGAAGCGGAGGGUCACCUGUCCUGGCCAGGUUGGAGAAGAAACCGAGCAAGCUCCGGAUGGCCAGCGCUGGUCCCGAGAGGCCGCAGGUGUGGGCGAUGGAGCCCUUCCGCCUAGCCCAAUAUCCACCAGCGGCCUAUUAUGUUCCGGACUUCAUCAGUGAGGGAGAAGAGCAAUACCUGUUGCAGCAAAUUUAUAAUGCACCGAAGCCCAAGUGGACACAGCUGUCCGGCAGGAGACUGCAAAAUUGGGGAGGGCUGCCCCACCCGAAGGGGAUGGUGGCAGAGAAAUUGCCCCCCUGGCUGCAGCGUUACGUGGACCGCGUGUCCUCCCUCGGGGUCUUCGGAGGAAAGGCAGCCAACCAUGUCCUGGUGAACGAAUACCAACCUGGCCAGGGCAUCAUGCCGCACGAAGACGGCCCGCUGUAUUAUCCUACUGUUACCACCAUCAAUUUGGGGUCUCACACUCUCCUCGACUUCUACCACCCCGUUACCGGAGAAGCGCCACCCGAAACCCAAAAGAAUUCGGCCCCGCAGACCGAGGAGCAGCGCCACGCCUUCUGCUUGCUUCUGAAGCCCCGCAGCCUCCUAAUCCUGCAGGAAGACAUGUAUGUGCGCUACCUACAUGGUAUCCGCCCCGUCACGGCGGACACCGUCACGCAGAAAGUGGCUAAUGCCAGCCUGUGUGGCUGUGACUUUGGGGACACGCUGCCUCGUCAGACCCGGGUGUCUCUCACCAUCCGCCACGUCCCCAAAGUGCUGAAAACGUCCAUUAUUCUCGGCCAGAGGAAGUGACCGGCGUAUUGCACGGCGGGGGUGGCGCCCCCAGGAGGCGGUGAGAGGGAAUUGGUGCAAGCCCCCCCACUCAAGAUCACCCCGUGGAACUGUAAAUGGGACAUAAUGCAGUUCCAAACGGACGUCAGCAAGCUUGGGCUAAACAAUGCUUUUGUUUUUUCCCCAGCAUGCCUAAACUAUGCAAACAAACACCCAAAAUUGUAUACAGUUUAUUCGGCUUCGUCUAAUUAAGUCAAGGAUGAAAAGGUUUCAAAGCCUUGCCCUCCGGCCGCUGUUCAAACAUUUUCCAGGAUUUAGGUUCUCCAGGUGUGGCUGGAAAAUUACGCUUACCGUCAGAAAGGAGGA
Protobothrops mucrosquamatus (brown spotted pit viper) is the source of this 1198-nucleotide messenger RNA. It is a transcript of the gene ALKBH6, whose product is annotated as alkB homolog 6. The coding region runs from base 119 to 853 and encodes 244 amino acids. Lineage: Eukaryota; Metazoa; Chordata; Lepidosauria; Squamata; Viperidae. The record is from RefSeq and is a predicted model, not a curated record. The transcript has 7 exons.